CAUUUACCCAUCCACGGCACCCAACCCCCCUAUAUAAAGAGGACCGCCUUUCCUCUCCAUUUACUCUUAGCCCCUCAACCCAAGUCUGCUUAUAGUGUGUUAUUGUGUGCAUUACUGUUGAACACCAGAUUUCUUAUUUUUCUUGAAUAUAUACAGGGAAGAAGAGUUGAAAAUGCUGGUCUCGGUAUUUAUUGCACUAUUCCUACCGUGCGCCGGCAUGACAGCAGUGUUUCUAGUUUACACGUGUUUGCUAUGGUACGCCACGGAUUCCGACAAUGACCAGGGGUUCCAGUCACCGGUAAAGCCCAGCCGUGAGGAGGGCCUUUCCGCCUCUGAUCUUGAAAAGCUUCCGAAAGUCACCGGUAAAGACUUGGUUUUGGGCACCGAUUGCGCGGUGUGUUUGGACGAUAUUGAAAGUGACCACCCGGCUAGAUUGAUUCCCGGUUGCAACCAUGGAUUUCAUCUACAAUGCGCCGAUACUUGGCUGUCUAAGCACCCUGUUUGCCCUGUUUGUCGGGCCAAGCUUGAGCCCGAACUCUUCAAUCCACCUGAGACCAAUCCAUGCUAAUAAAGUAAUAAAUUCAAUUUUUAUUGGUACUUGUAUUUUUUUCAUUUUUACUUUCAAUAUUUGUUUUUUUAUUUGGAUGACCAUUAGAUAUGUAUUAUUUGUAAAUACUAAUUAAUAUUGCAAGUUUGGGCUUUGGCUAAGAUUAAAAAGUUCAUUUGUAAAGAAAAUUACUUA
Molecule: messenger RNA, 742 nt
Organism: Olea europaea var. sylvestris
Lineage: Eukaryota; Viridiplantae; Streptophyta; Magnoliopsida; Lamiales; Oleaceae
Product: E3 ubiquitin-protein ligase ATL23-like
Exons: 1
Coding region: 173-568 (131 amino acids)
Source: RefSeq, a predicted model, not a curated record